GUUAAUCAAUGUUUUCGGUUCCAUUGCUAUCUUUCACCCAGAUCCUCUCUUUGUUUCCUGUUUCUAUCCGUCCUCGCUCGCUUUCGGCCGGCCGAUUUGUCUCUCCAUCCUUACACUUGUUCUCGACUACACGAACGUACAACUACCACCACAUUCUAUCAUGAAGGUCUCUUCUGUCAUCACUGUGCUUGCAUUGGCGUCCUCGACGCUCGCCGCGCCUCUCCAGCAGGCCAUUUCGAAGCGCGCGGGCCCCGGAAAGCGUGGUCUCUGCUGGCCCUUCUACAACGGACCCCUCGACCCGGCCAAGUUCAACGACGGACAAGGAUCUGUGAACCUCAUAUAUGACUACGAAACAUUUGCACCGCCGUCGUCGAAUGGCAAUGGCGGGCUGAACUUCAUCGGGAUGCAGCGCUGCCUCGACUGCCAGUCGUCGCCCAUCUCGCAGCUGGCGGCUCGGCAGAAGCAGCUCGGGUUCGCCACGCUCUUCACGUUGAACGAGCCGGAUAUCAACGGGAUAUCGCCGCAGACGGCGGCUGACUGGUACAAGCAGAACAUCAAUCCCAUUGCUAUCAAGAAAGCACUCCCUGCUGUCACGGCAUCGACUGCACCUGGCCAGGGCCUUGACUGGCUGAACCAGAUGGUCGCGGCGUGUGCUGGAAACUGCUUCUUCGAUUACAUCAACCUGCACCACUACGGAUCCAGCUUCCAGCAGUUCCAGGACUUUGUCAACGCCGCCCACGCGCAGCACCCCGACAAGCAGAUCGUCGUGACGGAGUUCGCGCUGCAGAACCCGGCGGGGGGCCAGGCCGACCAGGUCGCGUACUACAAGCAGGCGUUCAAGUUCCUCGACGAGGCGCCCUUCGUCGAGAUGUACUUCCCCUUCCUCGCGUCCACGCCGUCCCUGUUCUCGGCGAACGACGCGGCGGGUGUCGGCUUUGUCGGCACGGGCUCGGCGCUGUUCAACGAUGACAAGAGCGUCAGCGCCGUCGGCCAGCUGAUGUUCCAGACGUUCUAAGCGAUGACCAUAAUGAGUGUAUGAUGUGUGUGAACUGUAUGUGUGUGUUGUAGUGUACUUUGGGUACUUACUAGAAACGAGAGACAAAGAUUACUUUUGAGCUGCUUCAGCGAAGAUGAGAUCAGAACGCAUACAUUUCGCACCGCCACGCGAAUCCUACGUCAGCUCCGUCGCGGUCGUGCCAGAUCGUGCCGUGGGAUACUCCAGACGUCGGUUUCAGCUUGAAACUCUUGAUCUCUGUCGAGAUGAUCUCGUAAGACUAUUGAGUCCCGGCUGCUCUGCGACGUCGGUGAUUUCUUUAGACGGAUCGCAUGGGACUGCAUCCGGCGCCCAGGGGCUCCAGUCGGACCUGAUCUUCGCCACUCGGGCAUGCUAGUGACUUGCUACACAUUGAGUCGUUCCCCGUUAGCAUCUUCGUCUGAAAGCUCAUCACAGAAACUGAUAUCACCCGUAAAUCCGUGGGGUCAGGCGAGGCGACAUCGGGAUUAACAAGCUGCCAGAUGCUUGCUUUCGCUUAGGUCCAGAGUUGCCGAAUUCGAGGUUCUCAAGUCGGUUGAGACGAUUCAGGAACAGAUCGGCGCGCACUUCCGCGAAUCCGAUGAUCUUUUGGUGCUCCGAUCUUUGUAUUGGGGUUGUAUUCAACAACUCAACUACCAUACAUCCCGCGCGCCCGUGUGUGCCGACACCUUCUCCCGUCGCAGCAGAAAUCAGGUUAGCCAUCUGCACCGUGCCGAGUGGGCCAGCCCGAUCUCGAGUCACGCCUUGGUCCAAUGACCGCAUACGACUUGGCUGGGUUACCACCGCGGCUGCUGCAAUCUCAGCAAUGCAGCAGAUCCGCCUGAUGAACUGUGAGCACUAGAUCUGGAAACGGGAGUAGGUCCAGGAAUAUAAAUACGGCCGCGCUGGAUUCUUGUUGGGUUGUGGAAUCAGCGCCCUCUCGUUCCCUCGCAGCCUCUUUCUUCACGAGAACACGAUGGGUCUUGUCUCUCUUGUCUUGCUCGCGCUUGCCUCGACUUCCGUCGCGUCGCCGACGAAUGUGACCAAGCGUUUGGGCCCGGGAAAGCGCGGUCUCGUCUGGCCGUGGUUCAAUAGCCCUCUUGACCCAGCGCGGCUGAACGACUUCCAAGGGACGAUCAACCUCAUCUACGACUACGAGACAUAUGCACCGCCGUCGUCGAAUGGCAACGGCGGGCUGAACUUCAUCGGGAUGCAGCGCUGCCUCGACUGCCAGUCGUCACCCCUUUCUCAGCUCGCAGCGCGUCAGCAGCAGCUCGGAUUCGCGACGCUGUUUACGUUGAACGAGCCAGAUAUCAACAACAUCUCCCCUGGACAGGCCGCGGACUGGUAUGUCAACAACAUCAACCCGUUCAGAAUCCACAAGGCCCUGCCGGCCGUCACUUCCUCGACAUCCGCAGGCCAGGGACUCGACUGGCUGCAGCAGAUGGUCAAUGCGUGCGCCGGCCGAUGCUUCUACGAUUACAUCAACCUCCACUGGUACGGCCAGAAUUUCGGGCAGUUCCAGAGCCACAUCACGCAGGCCCACAACCAGUUCCCCAACACCCGCAUCGUCGUGACCGAGUUCGCGCUUGCCAACCCGCCCGGCGGACAGGCUGACCAGAUCGCGUUCUUCAAGCAGGCGUUCCAUUUCCUGGACAAUGCGGCAUAUGUCGAGAUGUAUUUCCCGUACAUCGCGACGUCGCCGGCGCUCCUGCAGCAGAACGACCCUGGCGCGGUGAACAACGUUGGCGUGGGAUCGACGCUGUACAACAACGACGGCUCCGUCAGCGCGGUCGGCCAGCUCAUGUUUCAGUUGUUCUAAGGAGGUUCCUGUCUGCUGGUCAUGGUGUCUGUGCGUACAUCGGACUGUCGAUGAUGAGCUUCAAGUCAGGGUGCAGUUUGGAUUCGUUAUUCUACUAAAUACUCAAUAAAAUCUCGUGGUUCGACUU
This is a messenger RNA of Mycena citricolor, 2961 nucleotides long. NCBI's taxonomy places the organism in Eukaryota, Fungi, Basidiomycota, Agaricomycetes, Agaricales, Mycenaceae. The record is from the annotation of a GenBank genome assembly.